Symbiodinium pilosum is the source of this 345-nucleotide messenger RNA. NCBI's taxonomy places the organism in Eukaryota, Dinophyceae, Suessiales, Symbiodiniaceae. The record is from the annotation of a GenBank genome assembly.
AUGCGCGCAGUUCUUUGCCUGUGCUUACUUGCUUCCACCGGGGCGCUUCAGGGUGCGGACGAAGCAUCUGCAAAGGCCCUCUUCACCCGCCUUGACACUAACAAUGACGGAAGUGUGGAUCAGGAAGAGCUCCUGGCCUGGAUGAUGCAGCAGGACCCUGAAAUGGCACACGAAGAUGCGGAGGAAGAGGCAAGCUCUGCUUUCGAAGCUUUCGAUGAGGAUAAGAAUCAGAAAAUGUCCCAGGCCGAAUUCGCGGAGGCUGUGCAGACCAUGGAGGGCCUCAAUGAGCGCGACAAGAAUGACGAUGAAGAAGAAAAUGACGUGGAGACUGCAGAGGAGCACUGA